Dimorphilus gyrociliatus is the source of this 2608-nucleotide messenger RNA. Lineage: Eukaryota; Metazoa; Annelida; Polychaeta; Dinophilidae. The record is from the annotation of a GenBank genome assembly.
GAUGUCAUUUUCACAGGGCGCUAUGGAGAGACGGCUCCUGAUAGUACUAUUUUUACCUCAAAUUCUUGCUGAUACCGUUAAGGUUCUCAACUAUAAAGUCAUUGACGAAACGCCUGAAGGACAUUUUAUUGGAAGCAUUGUACCAGACGCAAAUCUCCACUCCUCUUACACGCCUCAAAUACUUGCAAAUUUAAACUUUAAAAUUCUGGGAAAACCAAAAACCGAUAUAGUCCGUAUUGAUGAGGCGGGCGUCGUAGAAACUUCGCAGAGGGUUGACAGAGAAAACUUUUGCGCCAGGAUCAAAAAUUGUACCAUUAUUAUUGAUAUAGCAGUAUCUUCCCCUCAAACGGAUGUUAUAAUUGUUAAAGUUCAAAUAGUUGUUGAUGAUAUUAAUGAUUCGACACCCAGAUGGGAUACCAGUCACCUAAAUAAGGAAUUGCGCGAAUCAGCAGACAUUAACGCAACUCUUAGCAUUAAUCCAGCUAUUGACGAUGAUUCCCCAGCUAAUCGCUUUGGAGUGGUCACGUACUCUAUUCAGAAGGGACGUGACUUGUUCGAUCUUCGGCAACCGAUCGGUUCCGGAGAUGUGAAACUGUUAUUAAAGAGGAAAUUGGAUAGAGAAGAUACAGAAGUUCACAGAAUCAUACUACGAGCAACAGAUGGUGGAGGAAAGAGUAGUGACCUGCAAAUUCUUCUAAGGGUGCUAGAUAGCAACGACAAUUCACCAGUGUUCACUAAAUUGUCUUAUACAGUUACAGUUAAAGAGAAUGAUCUAAGAAUUGAGCCGCUAUUAACGGUCUCAGCUGUUGAUAAAGAUCAAGGAGAUAAUGGUCACGUGAUCUACGACUUUUCCCCAAGGACUAAGCAGCAAUACUCAAAUAUCUUUUCGCUAGGUAGAGAAACUGGGGAAAUUCAUGCCAAACAAGCUUUGGAUUACGAAACCAGAAACUAUUAUCAAUUAGAUAUUACAGCUCGAGAUAAAGGAGCUGAUUCUCAAACGGUACAGGCUACAGUGUAUAUUAAGGUCUCAGAUGAAAAUGAUCACUCUCCUGAAAUAAUUGUCAAUACCUUAACCGAGGAGGAUACGACCAAGGCCUAUGUCCUUGAAAAUAUAGCUAUGGAAUCAUUUAUUGCAUUUAUUACAGUUACCGAUGCAGAUACUGGAGAGGGUGGCAAAUUCAAAUGCCUUCUAAUUGAUAGCUCGAGGACUUUUGCAAUGACGUCAUUCUCGGAGGGGAGAUACAAACUUGUUACCAAGUUAAAUAUUGACAGAGAAAGUAGAGAUUUCUAUGUUGUUUCAAUCCAAUGCUCAGAUAUGGGUACACCGAAGAAAACAUCAGAGAAAAACUUGGAGAUAAUAAUAAUGGACGAAAAUGAUUUAUCACCAGUUUUCAGACAAACCGUCUAUAAGCAGACAAUUGGUGAGAAUAAUAUUAUUGGAAAAUAUAUUACUACCGUAAAUGCAACGGAUAAAGAUGAUCGAACUAAUGGAGAAGUUCGCUAUAGAUUUCCAGAUAAAGCUAUCUAUCAACAUUUGACUAUAAAUUCUAUUAAAGGUACUAUACAAGCAGCUGAAAGUUUCGACAGGGAAAAGUUACCGUUUUUGGAGACGCAGGUUGAAGCGUACGAUUUGGGUAAAAAGUCAAAUAGUGCGUUUGCUACUCUACAAUUAACUAUUUUGGAUGAAAAUGAUAAUAGUCCAUCAUUCUUAAGCGACUUUUACAAUUUCAAAGUCCAAGAAGAAGAGCAAUCUGGUACACUUGCUGGUCAGGUUGAAGCUGUUGACCCUGAUAGUGAUGACUUCAACGACUUUACUUAUUCCUUAAGAGGAACAGAUUUUUUCAGAAUAGAAGCAGAUUCUGGAAGAAUUUUAACGACAACGAGACUGGAUAGAGAGGAUAAAAAGUCGCAUAGAUUUAUUGCCGUAGCGACUGACAUACGUAAUACUCUCCUAAGUUCGGAGAUAGAAGUUACUGUAGAUAUAGAGGAUAUAAACGAUAAUCCUCCUCAAAUAACCUUCCCAAAAUCGGAAAACGCCUCUAUCUCCAUUUCAAGUUUCACUCCAGUUGGCAAAGUCAUUGGUACUGUUAUCGCUUGGGACCUGGAUGAACGGGACUCGUUAACAUAUCACUUAGAAACCGCUAGCGAAUAUUUCGUAAUGGAAUCGAUGUCAGGUAGGAUUAGGGUAUCAAAGGAUUUGACUGCGAUUGCCAACAGAGUUAUAAGAUUAGAUUUUCAAGUGAAAGACGGAGGUCUCAUAGAGGAGCACGCUACUCCGGCUUUCUUGAAUAUAUUUAUCAACAGUUCCCUGCCCUGGAAAGAAACUAAAAAGAAAUCAGAUGGAAAUCUAACUAUAGUUAUAGGACUUGCUUGCGCUACAGCGUUUAUUGCCGUAGCACUUUUGGCGGCAAUUUUUGCUUUAAAAAGACAAGAGAAAAGAGAUGAUAAAAGAUGUAAAGAUCUUCCAAUGGUGCGAUGUGGCAGUAUUAAGGCUUUAACGACGGCCGUUACUUACGAAAAUAAUCAGAAUAGUCUGCAAUCAACGCCUAGCAAAAGCUUCUCAGAGGUAUGUACGUAUGCGGGUGUGUUUGUGUAUGUAUGUACAUAG